GGUAUUCUAUGUUGAAAUUGUUGGAUGCUACACAAACCAGAAUGGCUCCAACUAAACCAGUGCCAUUGAAAUUGUUAGAAACCAAUCUUGAUCAUGAAAUAUCCAAAUCUCAAGAAUCAAUAUAUUCCCAGACAUAUUCAUUAUAUUCUGUGGAAGAUCAUCAAACUGGAAGUUCAUGUGAGAGGUUCCUCACCAGAAUACCCUAUGCCACAUUGAUUGCCACUGCAAUGUGUGCACUGGGUGUAGUAAUUUAUUGUGGAACAAUGUAUCGGGGAGCCACUUUAGCUGUUCUGAUGUUCAGUGAAGUUUUCAAAAUGCAGCUUUUUUGGGUUGAUCAAGUUAAAAUGACAUUUGUUUUCAUUGGGGCAUGUAUGGGUGCCUUGGGCCUCAUGAUCUUGAUGGUUGGUUUCCUAGCCACUGGAGCAACAAGACACAAGGUUUAUAGAGGGUGGGGCUCACGAGUUGGAGGCAGACUCAGCUGUGUGGUUUUUAUGGGUAUCACUUACACACUGCAAAUAGCAUGGAUCCUGAAGUUCUGCUUCUUGGUUGUGGUUACUUUCAUUUUCACAAUAUUUUGGAAAAUGUGUGAAAACCCAAGGGUAGCUUCAUUGCAAGAUGACAUUGAUCUUACACAAUUUUAUUUUUUGUUUCCUGAUGGUACACGACAAGAACACAUGAAGGUCUCUGGUCAAAGUGAUGUAAAAGCAUUUUGUAAGGAUUAUGUUGAGAAGGUAGAACUCUUGUUCAUUUUGGCAACUGUAUCUUCAGUACUGGUUAUUUUAAGUUUGAUACAUUACCUAAUGUGCCUAUCUGCCAAUUAUGCACAUAUAAGAGAUCAAGAAAAGUUCUUGCAAUUCCAAGAUCUCCAAAUGUUGAAUGAUCCUGAUAUGCUGUCUGGAAAAGACCGCUUCUAGGAUACAGCCCAGGAAAUACAUAUGCCUGAGAUCAAUUGGCAACAUAUUUAAGAGAAAGAAUAAAAAAUAACAAUAAAUUCAUUAAAAAAUACAAAAGGCUGACUAGUAACUGAAGACUAUUUUUUAUACAAUAUUUUGAUGAAACUAAAAAAAUUCAAUAUUCAUAUCUGGAUGAAAACCUGAGUACAGUGGUGCUCAAAUGAAAUGGAACAACUUAUGGACAAUCCGUUUUUGUUGAGCAGAGCUGUACACUAUCUCAAAUAAUUCGUCUUCCUGCAUGAGUAAAGUCUCAUCCUUUUUGUGGUUUUUGGUCUUAGAUGUCUGUAUUUCCUGGGUUCCCUUGCACAUAUCAAUACUGAUUACUGGUAUCAUGUCCGUCCUGUGUGGUCCCCUCAUUGUGUGAACACUCAUUCCCAUCUAUUGUUAGUUAGUGAAAUGAACCUAAGAUACAUUCCACUUGAAGCUAUUUCAAGGUGGCGCUCACUCCAGAGGUGCAUUCCAAUUUUCCAUGAAAAAUUGCUUGUAUGAUUUUUUGACAUUUCACCCCUCAAAAAUGCACCCACUAAGUUUUAUCUGUGUGAAAAAAGUUUUACUUAUAUGUCCCAUUUUCAGGUUGGUCACACAUUUUUUUUUUAAUAGGAACCUUAAUGAUUAUUAUAGUUCCUCAAAGUUACAUGCUUAAAUCGAAUGUAUUUUGAAAUAUUUAGUUCCAGUGAUACAAUGAAUGUAUGUGAAAUUUUUGUAGUUAUGGAU
Molecule: messenger RNA, 1667 nt
Organism: Phaedon cochleariae (mustard beetle)
Lineage: Eukaryota; Metazoa; Arthropoda; Insecta; Coleoptera; Chrysomelidae
Source: the annotation of a GenBank genome assembly